Molecule: messenger RNA, 4870 nt
Organism: Varanus komodoensis (Komodo dragon)
Lineage: Eukaryota; Metazoa; Chordata; Lepidosauria; Squamata; Varanidae
Gene: FARP1
Product: FERM, ARH/RhoGEF and pleckstrin domain protein 1
Exons: 27
Coding region: 321-3449 (1042 amino acids)
Cellular component (GO): cytoskeleton
Molecular function (GO): guanyl-nucleotide exchange factor activity; cytoskeletal protein binding
Source: RefSeq, a predicted model, not a curated record
CUCCUCCUCCUCCUCCUCGGGUCGCCGGGACGUGGCGGGCUCUGGCCGCUGCGCUCCGGCAGAGGCUCCCCUCGCGCGCCAGCUCUGCCCAUGGCGCCCUCGCCCCUGCCGCUCUCCCGCAGCUCCCCGCGCCUCCCGCCCCCUUCCCCGGCCGCCGCCGCCUGCGCCUCCCGCCGGAACCUUUAAUGGCUCGGACCCUCCGGCGGCCCCACAGCCCGACUUGCUUCGCGCCACCAGCGGUGGCCGCCACCGACCCCGCGACGAGCGAGAGCCCGAGAGGAGCGCCGCCGCGCACGAAAUAGAAACUUGUUUCUGCAAACAUGGGUGAAGUGGAGCAGAGGUCAACAGCAGGAUCCCGCUUAGGAGUUCAGGAGAAUGCUGGGAUCAGCACUUUGGAACAUGGGCAGAAGUUGCCCACAACGCCUACAGGAAAACUUAUUUCUAUCAAAGUUCAGAUGCUGGAUGAUACACAGGAAACUUUCGAAAUUCUGCAAAGAGCUCCAGGGAAGGUUUUGCUGGAUGCCGUCUGCAAUCAUCUGAAUCUGCUUGAAGGUGACUAUUUUGGCCUUGAAUUUCUGGAUCAUAAAAAGAUAAUGGUGUGGCUGGAUCUUCUGAAGCCUAUUGUGAAACAGAUAAGAAGACCUAAGCAUGUAAUUCUAAAAUUUGUGGUGAAAUUCUUCCCACCUGAUCAUGCUCAGUUGCAAGAGGAGCUUACAAGGUACUUAUUUGCAUUGCAAGUAAAACAGGAUUUAGCACAAGGAAGAUUAACUUGUAAUGACACCAGUGCUGCUCUCUUAAUCUCUCACAUUGUACAGUCUGAAAUUGGGGAUUUUGAUGAAACCAUUGAUCAUGAACACUUAGCAAAGAACAAAUAUAUACCUCAUCAAGAAGCAUUAGAAGACAAAAUCAUGGAAUUUCAUCAUAACCAUGUUGGACAAACACCAGCAGAAUCAGAUUUCCAACUGCUUGAGAUUGCUCGUCGCUUGGAAAUGUAUGGAAUCAGAUUGCAUCCAGCUAAGGACAGAGAAGGGACUAAGAUCAACUUGGCAGUUGCCCAUACAGGCAUUCUGGUGUUCCAGGGUCACACCAAGAUCAAUGCCUUUAACUGGGCUAAAGUUCGAAAAUUGAGCUUUAAGAGGAAGCGUUUUCUUAUUAAGCUGCGGCAAGAUGUAAAUAGUAAUUUUCAGGACACAUUAGAAUUCCUGAUGGCCAGUCGGGAUUUCUGUAAGGCUUUUUGGAAGAUCUGUGUAGAACACCAUGCCUUCUUCAGACUGUUUGAGGAACCCAAGCCAAAGCCUAAACCUGUUCUCUUUACCAGAGGUUCAUCUUUUAGGUUCAGUGGCCGAACUCAGAAGCAGGUACUCGACUAUAUUAAAGAAGGAGGACACAAGAAAGUACAGUUUGAAAGGAAACACAGCAAGAUCCACUCUGUUAGGAGCCUGACUGCAAAGCCUUCAGAACAGCAUUCAGAGGUGCCAAAACAAAGCUGUAGUUUUACAUAUGUAGAUGGCGCUGAUUCCCCAGUGCUGCCAAGCUGCCAACAGGGAAAGGAAUUGAAACUUUCAGUGGAAGAUGGUGGACAACGCACAACCCCUUCCCAGAAAAAGAGUCCCAAGGAAGGCAGGAAGCUGGAUGGUGGUGUGAUGGCAACAAUGGAGGAAGAAGAGGAGGUCGUAAAGGACAGAAUGCAACACAGUAGAUCCCAGACACAGCAGCCAAGCACAGCAGGUUCUCUUGCUGGCAGCCCUCAUCUUUCAGAACUCUCAAUCAAUUCCCAAGGUGGACCAGGCAUGGCAAAUACAACCUUAUCUCCUAACUUGAGUCCCGAUAACAGGCAAGCUUCUCCAUUGGUCAGUCCUGUGCUGAAUGAACAAACUGGUGUUCGAACUGAUGAUGAAGAAGAGGUCAGGAAAAAGAGGUUUCCAACUGACAAAGCAUACUUCAUUGCUAAAGAAGUUUCUACCACAGAACGAACUUACUUGAAAGAUCUUGAAGUAAUCACAUCGUGGUUCCAGAGCACAGUGAGUAAAGAUGACUGCAUGCCAGAAGCACUGAAGAAACUCAUCUUUCUGAACUUUGAACCUUUGCACAAAUUUCACACCAACUUUCUAAAAGAAAUAGAGCAGCGCCUUGCCCUGUGGGAAGGCCGCUCUAACACCCACUUGAAAGGAGAUUACCAAAGAAUUGGUGAUGUUAUGCUGAAGAACAUUCAGAGUAUGAAGCAACUGACAAUUCAUUUGCGGAAGCACGGUGAGGUUCUUGUUGAGCUGGAGAAUGGAAUCAAGAAUUCUCGCAAGCUGGAAAACCUCUGCAGGGACUUUGAGAUGCAGAAAGUCUGUUACCUGCCCCUCAAUACCUUCCUUCUUAGGCCUCUGCACCGGCUUAUGCACUACAAGCAAAUAAUGGAAAGGCUGUGCAAACAUUAUCCACCAAAUCAUGUGGAUUUCAGGGAUUCCAGAGCAGCUCUGGCAGAGAUUUCAGAAAUGGUGGCUCAGCUUCACAGCAGUAUGCUAAAAAUGGAAAAUUUCCAGAAGCUGCAUGAACUGAAAAAAGAUUUGAUAGGUAUUGACAAUCUAGUGACUCCAGGAAGGGAAUUUAUUAGGCUGGGUAGCCUUAGUAAGUUGUCCGGAAAAGGGUUACAGCAGCGGAUGUUCUUUCUGUUUAAUGAUGUUUUGCUGUAUACAAGUAGAGGCCUAACAACAUCAAACCAGUUUAAAGUCCAUGGGCAACUUCCCCUGUAUGGCAUGAUGAUAGAAGAAAGUGAAGAGGAAUGGGGGGUUCCUCACUGUUUUACACUGAGAGGUCGGCAUCAGUCCAUCAUUGCUGCUGCCAGCAACCGGGCUGAAAUGGACAAGUGGACUGAGGACAUACAGAUAGCAAUAGACUUGGCAGAAAAUUGUAAUGGUCCAGCUCUUGAGUUCCUAGGGAGUAGCCCACCUGAUACUAAGUCCCCCGAGGAAUCUACUGUAGACCAGGAAUCAGAAGACGAUCUCAAUGCAUCCCGCACCUCGCUCGAACGUCCAGCUCCUCACCGUGGCAACACCACGGUGCACGUCUGCUGGCACAGAAAUACCAGCGUUUCCAUGGUGGACUUUAGUCUUGCUGUGGAGAACCAACUCUCAGGAAACCUCUUGAGAAAGUUCAAAAACAGCAAUGGAUGGCAGAAGCUCUGGGUGGUAUUCACUAACUUCUGCAUGUUUUUCUACAAAUCCCACCAGGACAAUCACCCUUUAGCUAGCCUGCCGUUACUGGGUUAUUCUCUCACCAUUCCUUCUGAAUCUGAGAACAUUCAUAAAGACUAUGUCUUUAAGCUACACUUCAAAUCUCACGUGUACUAUUUCAGGGCUGAGAGUGAAUAUACAUUUGAAAGGUGGAUGGAGGUGAUCCGAAGUGCUACCAGCCCUGCUUCACGAAUCAUCUUGAGUCAUGAAGAGUCACACGUUUAUUGAUGACUGAAUUCCAAAUUUUCAUUCCAGCAGUUGCUGCUUUUCUAGAGGACAUUUGAAUUUAUUUUCUCCUUUUCAAGUUUAGUAAACAAAAACAAAAAAUUGUUUCUAAAAAUUGUUUUGGAGCAGCUUUUUGUAAUAUUGCCUCAGCAGAAUUGUUUACUAUUAUCAGCCAAGUGACAGUUUCAGGUCUUGUAUUUGUCUUUUGGUGUGGUUUUUUAGCUUGUGCCAGUAUUAAAAUAUUGUCCUUGGAGUGCCAAAUGCCAAAAGACAUUUUCUUGCCUCAAAGUUUUGCACCAGGAAUAGAGUACAGUUUUUCUAGUAAGUUCUUAUUUGGUAUUCCCCUGGAAAGCAAAAUGCCUUUUCUUUUGAGAUAAACUCUCAAAAUAAUUCAUGAGUAGACUGCUGAUUUUGUAAAAGCUGUAUUUCUUAUGUUCCUUUAUUAACACCCUUCAGCAUAAACAUGCAUAAGAAGCAGUCUGAAAUCAGGGCGCUUUUCUUUCAGACCUUAUCCUUGGUGUUUCUACACAUUUUACUUUUAAACAUUAAAACUACCGACCAAAUGUGUAGUUUGCUCAUUUCAUCAUUCUGUUGAAAUGUGAACAUAUUUACUUCAAAUAUAAUCUGAAGGUUUUCUCUACUCUUCCUAGGUGAAAGUUAUGCUCAGAAACAUACAACUUGUAAUGGUUAACAGUUUACAAAAUUAUCCCGUGCAAUGUUUAGAAUACUGAUGUUUUUUGAAGGCUGAGAAGGGAAAUUCAAAAGCUAACAAAAUAUCAACAGCUGUGUACAAAAUGAUUAGCAAAGUUAAUUUGUGUUCCAGGAAAUUAGUGCCAUAAUAAGAAGCUGUGCAAACAUAAUGCACCUUUGUUUUGAGGAAUUUUUUUUCUUCAAUAUUUUGUCACAGUAUCCAGAAUGUUUCUGCACCUUUCCUACCAGUGGUACUACAAAGCAAUCCAUGUGUGUGCGUGUAAAUUUGGAAGCAAUUAGACACAUCCUUAAGACAUUCAAGUUUGUUGUGUUUCAGUCAAGUUUAGCCCAGUCAGAAGCCUGAACACCAUUUAAGAGAAUUUGACUGAGAGUAGUUUUAUUCCAGUAGCUGAAAUAAAUUUCUUGUGAACUUAUUGUAUACAGUAUGACAUCAACAUUUACCACACUCAUUUUGGAAAAAAAAAUCAUACGAAACCAUAGCCAUGGACCAUCAUGCGGAGAAAAUAUCAGCACAAUCCUAGCCCCACCUACCUGGGAAUAAGCCCCUUUAAACCUAGUGAGGCUUACCUAUCAGUGGACAUAUAUAGGAUUACACUGUACAAAUUUUGAAUAAGCACCAUCUUGCUUUAGUAGUUGUCAGUCAUAGAGAAUUCCCUCUUUCUACAAUGUGUACAAAUGUUUUAAAUUUUGCUUAUUAAACAGGAAAUAAAAUA